Prorocentrum cordatum is the source of this 951-nucleotide messenger RNA. The record is from the annotation of a GenBank genome assembly. Lineage: Eukaryota; Dinophyceae; Prorocentrales; Prorocentraceae.
GAGCUCGGCUCGGACUGCGAAGAGCUCCUCAAGCUCAAGGCGGCAGUGCAGGCCAAGAAGGAGGCGCAGGCAGCUGCUGCUGGCGCGGGUGCCCCGCAGAAGGCGCCACUCCUUGAGGAGGAAGUGCGGGCCAAAGGCGUGGCUUGCAGGAGGGCGCUGGCAUGGCUUGAGACCUGCUCAGCCCGCGUUCUUGAGGGCCAGCAGUGGCUCGCCGACGCCCAGGCCGCAGAGGACGAGGCGGCCGCCAGCGCCCAUGCGGCGCAGCAGGACUGGGAGGCGGCCUGCGCCAAGCAGGUCAAGGCCUCGGCGCCGCCGUCAGCGGCGCCACCUUCUUCUUCGGCGAUCAACCUUUCGACGCUCGUCGACGAGGGCUCGCUACAGAUCGUGGACGGGCCGCUGUUUGAUCUCUCGGGCCUGGAGCUCGACGAGCAGGCACGCGUGGACUGGGAGCGCAUCAAGCAGGAGCUGGCCGACAGCGUCCAGACCAAGGUCCAGGAAGUCCUUGGUCCCUCGGCGCAGCGCAUCCUGGAGCUUCGUGAGGAGGCUCGCAAGCUGCGCGCCAGGGAGGAGGCCAAGCGCAGGCGCGUGGACGGCAGCGACGCGGCUGGCUCUGCUGCUGGCCCCGCUGCUACUGCUGCUACUGACGGGGCUGGGCCUGCUGGCGCCGCUGCGGCAACAGGCGCUCCAGCUGGGGCCGAGGCCAUGCGCGCUGCUGCCAGGGCCAAGGCCAAGUCGGCCCAGGAGGAGCUCUACGCUCAGCAGGAGGCUGCUUCCUCCACCGCAGAGGCCGCCCCUGGUGAGCAGUUCGCCGACUGCGGCUCAAGGCUCGGCGGCACGUGCACCGCAGGCAAGACGUUCAUCGCGUUCUGCGCCGCGCGGAGCUAUGCCAUCUCCGAGUGUGAGGAUUUCGGCCACUCGUACUUCUUCGGGUGCAUCGGGUCAAGCCUCGCU